CGUUGUGCUUAUUUCGUCAAUCAUGUCCACCACAAAAGUCGCGGCGACCUGCUGGCUUCUGUUAGCAGUUUUACUAAUUCUGAUAUUUCCAAUGCAGAUAGCUCUAUCUACUACUGGUGUCAUUGUGCUCUCAUCAACAUUCAUUUUCGGUAUCUGGAAGAUCUAUUUGCGGCCUUUUUGGUUCAGUCCACUACGGCACCUACCCGAGCCCAAGGGAGGUACUCUGUUCAACGGCCAUGCGAAACUCGUUCCCAACGAGAGGUCGGGCAUGCCUCUCCAGGAAUGGAUCAAUGAGGUGCCAAACAAUGGUCUCAUUAGGUAUCGUAUGAUGUUUAACAAGGAAAUUAUUUUCGUGACGAGUCCAAAGGCAUUGUCGGAGGUCUUGGUUCAAAAAAACUAUGAUUUUUCCAAGCCGUACAAACUGCGGCAGGGACUAGGAAGGAUACUCGGAAUUGGGUUGAUUAUUGCGGAGGGCGAAGAACAUAAAAAGCAAAGAAAACUCUUGAUGCCGGCAUUUUUGCACCGACCCGUCAAGGAUCUAUAUCCAAUUUUCUGGGAAAAAUCAGUCUCAUUGGCCGCUGAACUGGAUGCAAAUAUCAAACGUGUUCCUGGAGAACCCAGUCAAGUUUUUGACGUUGCGGACUGGCUUGCUCGUACAACCUUGGAUAUACUGGGAGCUGCAGGCCUCGGGAGAGAGUUUGACACAUUACACAAUCCAGAGAAUGAAAUUGUCAGAGCAUAUCGGGGAGUUUUUGAGCAGAAGCCGCCGAAAAGUAUUUUUGGUAUUUUGGUUUUCCUUGCGAAACAGCAGACAAUGAAUCUUUUGAGCAUCAAGCCCAGAGAUAGUAUAACUACCGCUACAGAAGUCUUGACCGAUGUAUCUCGCCGCUUGAUUAAGGAUAAAAAGGAUGAGAGGACACAGAGCUCAAAAGAAAGUUUGGACGUAUCGGCCAGAAGAGAUAUUUUAUCCGUCGCGCUUGAUUCUGGUAACUUUACGGAUACAAUGUUAGAAAAUCAUCUCCUGACAUUUCUCGCUGCUGGACACGAGACGACCGCCACUUCAAUGACAUGGGCAUUGUAUGCGUUAUGCCUUUAUCCAGAAGUGCAACAGAGGCUCCGUGAAGAAGUGCGCUCAAAGCUACCUAUUAGAACAAUGCGCAAGGGGGGUGCAAUGCCCGUCACUGCAGAGUUGGUGGAUAGCCUUCCGUAUCUUCAUGCAGUGUGCAACGAAGUCUUCCGCAUCUAUCCACCUGCUGGUCUAACUCGAAGGGUAGCUGCGAAGGAUACAUCUAUCUUGGAUCAACAUAUUCCGCAAGGGACCGUGAUUGUAAUUUCGCCCCGUGCAGUCAACAUAUCCAAAGACCUUUGGGGUGAAGAUGCCUUAGUCUUCAAUCCCGAUCGAUGGAUGAAGCCAGGCCAGGCCAAUAGUGGGGGUGGAUUAACAAACUUUUCGUUCAUGACGUUUUUACAUGGCCCCCGCUCGUGCAUUGGGCAAGGAUUCGCUCGCGGAGAGUUCGCAUGUUUACUUGCUGCCCUGGUUGGGUCGUUCAAAAUGGAGCUGGAGGACAAUACAGCCGAAUUGGUGAUUGAGACAGGACUCACUUCCCGGCCGAAGGACGGACUAAGGGUACGGCUGCGGCCGAUACUUGUAUGA
Messenger RNA from Talaromyces stipitatus ATCC 10500, 1654 nucleotides. Its product is annotated as cytochrome P450, putative. Gene Ontology annotation, molecular function: heme binding; oxidoreductase activity, acting on paired donors, with incorporation or reduction of molecular oxygen; iron ion binding. The record is from RefSeq and is a predicted model, not a curated record. Bases 23 to 1654 code for a protein of 543 amino acids. The transcript is spliced from 4 exons. NCBI's taxonomy places the organism in Eukaryota, Fungi, Ascomycota, Eurotiomycetes, Eurotiales, Trichocomaceae.